UCAUCUUUGAGUUUUUUGUCAAACGUCAAACAAGUGCAAAUUGCAAGUGCAAUUUUACGAUUUCUUUGUUUUGCGACAUAUUCUUGCCAAUUCAUUUACUGUGCCGUAACUAUUACAAAGUUAUAAAAUAUAGAUCGUUUAUAACGAAGUAUGUGUAUUUAACUUAAAGUCGUAGAGUUCGCAGUGUUUUUUGUUUUGUUGGACCAUGGGGAAUCAGCUGGUGGGAGUAGCUCCUUCUCAGAUAUUCCCUGUAGAACAUUACCUUAGCGAUCAUGCUGAUCUAUCGUUCGACCAGAGUCUUGGUUCAACGAGGUUCCUUAAAGUAGCAAGAGCUAGAUCUCGAGAGGGUUUGAUAGUAGUGAAAGUAUUUGCAGUCCAUGACCCAUCAUUGCCACUCGCUGAACAUAAAGAGAGAAUAUUGAAGAUAAAAGAACAGCUGGUUUCUGCCUUCAACUGUUUACCAUUCCAGAGAGUUAUUUUAACAGAUAAAGCAGGUCUUUUAAUGCGAGAGUAUUGCAAAUGUAGUGUCUAUGAUAGGAUGUCAACAAGACCAUUCCUCACAGUGUUGGAGAAGAAAUGGAUAACAUUCCAAGUACUGUAUGCAUUGCAUCGGAUGCACAAACUUGGCAUCUGUCAUGGUGAUAUUAAGUUAGAGAAUGUAAUGGUGACGUCAUGGCUGUGGGUACUGUUGACGGAUAUAGCAUCUUUUAAACCGACUUUCUUACCGGACGACAACCCCGCUGACUUCAGUUACUUCUUUGAUACUUCACGUCGCAGACUGUGUUAUGUUGCACCGGAGAGAUUCGUCAGAGCGCCCGAUCCUAGUUAUCGACCAUCUGGUGAUGAUAGAUCUGGUGGUCUGCUACUUAGCGAGUCACCCUGUAAAGUUGGUGAAUUAGUACCAAGUAUGGAUAUAUUCUCCGCUGGCUGCGCUCUUUUAGAACUUUGGAACGAAGGUACACCAGCUCUGGAUCUGCCGGGGUUACUGGCAUAUCGUAACGGUGAGGAAAGACCGUCUACUAUGACUUUACCGGAAGGCUCGGAACCAGGGUUGAGAGAAUUGUUACAUUCUAUGACUGAAAGAAACCCUAAAGAUAGAAAAAGUGCAGAAAUAUAUCUGGAUGAAGCUAGGGGCAAAUUAUUCCCAGAAUAUUUCUAUUCAUUCUUACAAUCUUAUAUGUUGAUAUUCUCCGCACAACCAAUAUUACCCGCCGACGAGAAAAUACUUCGAAUACAUCAAGAUAUUAAAAAUAUCAUAAAAAUAUUCACACAACCCUCAGAUGCGAAGAAUUAUCAAGAUUUAGUCGAAGAGACCACAGAUAAUAGCAACACAGAUAAUAUAGAGACAUUAAUGAAAGAAGGUUUUAAGGUUAUGAAUAUAAAUGUGACAGAUUUUGAAGAAGAAAAUGAUAACAAUGCUCCGGAGAAAAAUGAAAUGGGUCCAGACAGUGAGGGGUUGAUUUUGAUCACUUCGUUGGUGACGUCAUGCAUACGAGGUCUACAUCAUUGUACAUCUAAAUUAUAUUGUUUAGAAAUACUGCAGCUGUUAUGCGAGAAUUCUAGUUCAGAGACAAUAUUGGACAGGAUAUUGCCCUAUAUUAUUCAUUUGUCGCACGAUGGUACGGCGCGCGUGCGCUCCGCGGCCGUGUGGGCGGCGGCGCGCUGCGUGUCGCGCGUGUGUGCGCCGCCGCGCGCCGCCUGCAACGUCUUCCCCGAGUACGUGCUGCCGGAGCUGGCGCCGCGCGCUGCCGACCCCGCGCUGCCCGUCCGCAUCGCAUACGCUAAUAAUAUCGCGAAGUUGGCGGAGACCGCGGUGAGAUUUUUGGACCAGACGCAAAACAUGGCGGACAAAGAGACGGCAAAUAUCAACUACGAAACAGAAUUAUCAGCACUACAUGAAAUGGUUCGAUCAACGGUAUCUUAUCUUCUAACAGACUCUCAAGCAGUCGUCAAACGGGCAUUAGUUGAGAAUGGUAUCACGAAGCUGUGUGUGUUCUUUGGUAAACAGAAAGCAAACGACGUGAUCCUGUCGCACAUGGUGACGUUCCUGAACGACAAGGAGGAGGCGGCGCUGCGCGGCUGCUUCUUCGAGCGCGUGGUGGGCGUGGCCGCGUACGUCGGCCACCACGCCGCGCCCAUCCUGCUGCCGCUGCUGCAGCAGGGCUUAACAGAUAGCUCUGAAUGGAUAAUAGCGAAAGCUUUACGCGCGACGAGUAGCCUGGCCGAGUUGGGUUUGUUGCCCAAACAGGCGCUGUGCGACCUGCUCGCAGAGAGUGCCGUCUACCUCGCACAUCCCAACCUCUGGAUUCGUCAUGAAGUCUGCGGCCUGGUGUCGUGUGUUGCCAGUCUAUUGAACCCAAUUGACGUCAACUGUAAAAUACUGCCGCUAGUGUGGCCACAUCUUAAACAUAAAUUAAUUCAGGUGGAGAGAGCAGAGCUGCUGCUGGAGAGCCUCGCGGAGCCCAUUCCUCGGAAGGUGCUGGAUGCUGUCCUGCGGCACGGGGACGUGGACCGCCUCGUGCAAACCCUCAGGGAGAGGAGGAACACCAGGCUCAGGGUAAAACAGGGUACAAUGCCUCAGUACUGUGAGAUGGGACAGCAACUAAAGAAUCUAUUUAGAAGACUGGCCUCUGAUGGUAUGACGGAACAUGUAGAAAACCAAUUGUUAGCUAUGAGUGCACAUCUUAUCAAAAUACAGAGCUGUACAACGCAGCACAUCUCGGAGGCGCCGGGGCGGCUGUCGCUGGCGGCGGGCGGCGCGCUGUCGCGCUCCGUGCAGCUGCACGCGCCCGCAGACUGCGUCGACGUGUACGCCACGCAACACAGACGCAGUCAGAAGACUUCUCUAUCACAAGAGGCGCAUAUGAACACUGAGUGGCAACACAUGUUCGGACAUUCGCAGGAACACCCCGCCAAGUUGAGCGGAGUGAGCGGUGCGAGCGCUGCGGGCGGGAUGGGCGCUGCGGGCCUGCCCGCACAACACUCGCAGCUCGGACACAGCGCCAGCUAUGUGCAAUACAGCAUGGCCCCCUGCCGGAUAGAGUUACGUAAUUUGACGGCGCGAAUGCAGCAGAAAUAUCAAAAGUCUUUAAGGAGUCAUGAAGAUAAUGGAGAGGGUGGGGAGGAUCUGUUGCCCCCUCCAUCAUGGCGGCCCGGCAACCAGCUGCUGGCGUAUCUACAUGAACACAAGUUAGUAACUAAUUUUAUAUUUGUAUUCAAAGCUUUAUACUUAAUAGGGGUGCACGCCGGUGUCAUAUCCUAUGCCACUCUCAAUGCCACCGUCGUCGGAUGGGACCUCAGGGCACCAGGUAAUGCGUGGAAGCUGCAGGGGGACCUGAAGCAGGGCGUGUUCACGUGCCUGUACGCGAACAGCGCGGGCUACGUGGCCGUGGGCACCUCCAGCGGCGCCAUCUGCGUCUGGGACCUCAGGUUCCAGCUGCCCAUCACCACUGUCAGGCAUCCUAACUCGGAACGUGUACGUCGCAUCGUGGGUUGUGGGGGGAGCGGGUCCCGCGUGUGGGCGGUGGGGGGGCGCGACGCGGCCGCCUGGUGCCUGGAGGCGGCGCAGCGCACGCACGCGCUCUGGCCCUGCACCAACAACGCGCACCCGCUCAACUACUCCGCGCCGGCGUGUCAGUACCUAAGCGCGGCGUACUGCGGCGCGGGGUUCCUGGUGACUGGGGGCAGCGACCAGCGGCUGCGCUACUGGGACCUGCAGCAGCCCGAGGACUCCUACGUGCUGCUGCACGCGCCGCACGACCAGCUCCGCCCGCCAGGAGCCAUCAAGUAUAGGAGUAGAAUAAUAGACGGAACAACAGUAAUACAGGAGUGUUCUAAAGUGAGUCCGAACGCGUCCGUCGCCGACGACAACGUGUACCGCAGCGUGGAGUCGCGCUCCUUCCAUCACACCGCACCCAUCACAGACAUCACCGCCGUCGAGGGGAACAAAUAUUACCUCGUCAGUUCCUCCGCUGACGGUGUGAUUAAUGUCUGGAAAUAAAUACUUUCGACUACA
Molecule: messenger RNA, 4015 nt
Organism: Papilio polytes (common Mormon)
Lineage: Eukaryota; Metazoa; Arthropoda; Insecta; Lepidoptera; Papilionidae
Gene: Vps15
Product: phosphoinositide 3-kinase regulatory subunit 4
Exons: 26
Coding region: 206-4000 (1264 amino acids)
Biological process (GO): late endosome to vacuole transport; macroautophagy; protein phosphorylation
Cellular component (GO): late endosome; nucleus-vacuole junction; phosphatidylinositol 3-kinase complex, class III, type I
Molecular function (GO): protein binding; protein serine/threonine kinase activity; ATP binding
Source: RefSeq, a predicted model, not a curated record